This is a messenger RNA of Thermochaetoides thermophila DSM 1495, 3330 nucleotides long. RefSeq names its product SWM histone demethylase complex-like protein. The record is from RefSeq and is a predicted model, not a curated record. Gene Ontology annotation, molecular function: oxidoreductase activity; protein binding. The transcript is spliced from 3 exons. NCBI's taxonomy places the organism in Eukaryota, Fungi, Ascomycota, Sordariomycetes, Sordariales, Chaetomiaceae. Bases 1 to 3330 code for a protein of 1109 amino acids.
AUGCGUACCUCAGGAGUAGCUGCUGCUUCAUCCACAUCAUCUUCAUCCUCCUCACCCGCCGCUCUUGGCAAACAGCCUGUCUCAUCAUCAACUGCUACCUGUGUCUCUCCAGUUUCAUCCCCUUCUGACGAUACCGAGUCUCCCCUACCGUCCAAGUCCUCAGCCGCUCCGACUACCGCGCUCUCACAGAGAGAAUCCACGAACAACUCCGAAGAGAUUGCUCCUGAGAUCGUCGUCUGGACAGGGCAAAUGGAUAGCAUGAUUGUUGACUCUCCUGAGACCGCUACCCCAGUUUCACCAUCCUCGGGGCCAGCUGCAGCCUCAGAGGAAAAGUCUGUCGACGCGAUCCCGACAUCUCCCUCGCAGCCAACGUCUGCACCCCAGCUAUCUUCCACACUUACAGUUCCUCAACAAGGUGAAACCUCCGAGGAGAAGAGACCGUCUGUGACCUCUUCCUCCUUAUCAACCCUUUCAGAUCAAUCCGACCUGUCCUCCGUUCCUCUUUCCGUGUCGAGCAAGGCCACUACACCUGUCGAUACUGAUAGUUCAAGAGAGGCUCCUGCCCCUGGUGCCCCUCGCUUGACCCAGCGGGCCACGUCGCCAAGGCGAAAAUGGGAUGUUCGGCCCAAGGUCUCAAUACCCCCAGACUUGACGCUUUCAGAGUAUGCUUUGCAAUGUGUGGCGGCCGCUGAGGCGUCUAGGCUGAAUCCCUACGCGCUUCAUCAAGAGGAAUAUCUGAUGCUUCGCGACCAUAUCAGUCAUGCCCAGGUCACCACCUACUUGAAUAUCCGGAACGGUAUUUUGCGUCUGUGGGUGUGCAACCCACGCAUUGCCGUGACCCGUGAAGAAGCCGUCGGCUGUGCCAAGGACCCCAGGUGGUUUGAUGUAGCGAGUGUUUGUUACGACUGGCUUGUCCGCCGUGGCUACAUCAACUUCGGUUGUGUAGAGAUCCGGCCCUCACGCCACAAGCAUGCAGAAAACAGCGAGUUAUUGACCAAGACCAAAGAGAAGAAAAAGAGGAGAACGGUAGUUGUCAUUGGCGCUGGUAUGGCCGGCCUGGGCUGUGCGAGACAGCUCGAGGGACUGUUUGCUCAGUAUGCUAACAGGUUCCGCAAAAUGGGCGAGGAACCACCGGAAGUCAUCGUGCUUGAGGCCAGGAACAGAGUUGGUGGCAGAGUUUACUCCAGGCCUUUCCAUACACGGCCGAAGCACAUCCCGGAACAUUUCAAAGGGAAACGCUUCACGGCUGAGAUGGGGGGCAUGAUUAUCACGGGAUUUGAAAGGGGCAACCCGAUCAACAUCCUCCUCCGGGCACAGUUAGGUCUUUCGUACCACUAUUUGAAGCCAGAGACUAUCUUGUACGAUUCCAACGGCAAACCGGUCGAUCUGCAUCGUGAUCAGCUCGUCGAAAACCUUUACAAUGACUGCCUCGACCGAGUCAGCGAAUACAAGUACAAGCCACCCGCAACAAAGCUCAUCGAGGGUAACAAGGACUUGAUUGACGAGGGCAGAGACAGCUCGGCAGAAACCCACAAGACAAUACGGCAAGCCGAAGAGGCAGCAGCUGCCCAGCCACACGCAGCGCCCGUGUCAGAGCAAAACAUGGCACCCCAGGUAAACCUGGUGCCUGUGUCUUCUGACCGCGCCACGGGCAGAAUACACAAUGAGCCAGGCACCCCGGCAGCACUCAACGCCGCUCGCAAAGCGAAGCUGAUGGGCUGGACCCUAAAGCAAGGUGUCAGUGAGGACGCUGACAUUGACCUUCAAGCAGCGGCCAUAGAGCCUGGUGCCACCCUCGGCAGUGUCACUGACAAGGUUAUCAUGCAGUACAAGGAUAUCUUGGAUCUGACUGCUCAGGAUUUCAGGCUCAUGAACUGGCACAUCGCCAACCUGGAGUACAGUAAUGCGACUAACUAUCAUCAGUUGAGUCUUCCCGGAUGGGAUAUUGAUGCCGGCAACGAGUGGGAAGGCAGCCAUUCCAUGGUCAUUGGAGGUUAUCAGAGUGUGCCUCGGGGGCUCUUGAUGAUCCCGACACCUCUCAACUUGAGACAGAAGUCCCCAGUUUGCAAGAUUACCUACACGUCUAGCAGCCCAACUGGUCCGGCGAUCGUCGAGUGCGAAGAUGGUUACAAGGUAGAAGCUGACUGUGUCGUCAACACCAUCCCGCUUGGCGUCUUGAAACAUGGAAGUGUCAAGUUUGAGCCUCCAUUGCCACAGUGGAAGGCAGAAGCUAUCGAACGUCUUGGCUUUGGCGUUUUGAACAAAGUGAUCCUGGUAUACAAGGAGCCGUUCUGGGACGAGAACCGUGAUAUCUUCGGCGUCUUGCGGAACCCACCGAACCGACACAGCACAGAUCAGAAAGAUUAUGCCUCGCAGCGUGGUCGUUUCUUCCAAUGGUUCAAUGUGAGCAAGAGCAGUGGCCUGCCUGUGCUCAUUGCUCUCAUGGCUGGAGAUGCCGGCUACGACACGGAACAGACGUGCAACGACGACCUGAUUGCCGAGGCUACCGACAUCCUGCGGCGUGUGUACGGAUCUAGAGUACCCUACCCCGUCGAAGCAGUCAUCACUCGCUGGGCAUCCGACAAGUUUGCCCGCGGCAGCUACUCCUCUGCUGGCCCGGAUAUGAAGGCUGACGACUAUGAUACCAUGGCCCGUCCCGUCGGCAACUUGUAUUUUGCCGUCCUUGACGCUCUUAUCGGCCCCAUUCCCGUCCCGACCCCUCUGAUCCUACCCAAGGACUUGAAGCGCAAGGCCCCGUCUUCAUCAUCCAUAUCUUCCCCCGCCGAUAUCUACCAAGCCCGGCUCCGCACCCACGAAGCCCUUCUCCACGAGCACCUCGUCUCUCGCCUAGGUCCCUGCCCCACCUUACCCCCCAAACCACCAACCAACGCCUACAUGUAUUACAGCAAAGCCCACUACGAUGAAGCACGCAGGCGUCUCGAAGCCGGUCGGCGUCCCGGCAAAGGCAAGCCCUCCGCCAAUGAGGUGCGCGUGAUGAGCUCCAAGAUGUGGCGCGACGCAAGCGAUGAGGACAAAAAGCCGUACGUCGAAAUGGCGGAAGAGGCGAAGCGCAAGUGGAACGAGACGGUCGAGAAAUGGCGCAAGGAUGUGGAGGAGUGGGAAGCCAAGGCUGAAAAGGAGCGGCAAGAGUGGGAGAAGACGAAUCCCCCGCCACCGCAGCCAUCCAAGACCGAGGAGAUGCUGGGGGAGGGAAGGAGGACUAAGAUGAGGGUUGUGGAGGGGAUGUAUAAAGAGGAGAGUGAGAGUGAGGGAUUCGGAGGCGGCACUGGGAGUGGGAGUGAUGUUGAGAUGGGUGGGGCUUGGGGAUAG